GAUCAACUCAAUUGAAGUCACGAGUGUGCUAUUGCUGAAAGUGACUCAAAUGCUGAUCGUAGUUCAAUGUAGGUUAAUAAUAUGGGUAAUAUUUUCCACGGCCAUACCUAGGUAUGCCUCUUCACAAUGGAUAGGGGGUUUUGAUAAUUCUUUAUAAGGAGCUUCGACUUCCUCCAUAUCUUCAUUCCAAGGGCAUCAUCGACAAGAUUUGAAUCAUCAUACCAACUCCAGAACCCCAAUCGCACAACAUUAUGGCUGGACAGAAAGAGCUUGUUCUGCCUUUGCAGAGCUUCCCGACCACUCAACCGGCUAUUUUGCUUACGGCCAGUUUCAACGAAAAAUAUGCUUGUGGUGAUAUAUACUCCGGAUCGAAUCUCGUAGUUGUGCCCCUGACUGGUGGUACCAUUGAGUCCGUUGCGGGCUUCGAGCCCAAGUUAAAGUUCAACGUCAACAGCGGCGCCGAUUUCCUUACGGUUGAUGCUGACAAGAAGCAUGGGCGUGUCAAUGUGAAAGGUGUAGCAACUGAUGAUGAGGGGCUCUCUAUCACCUUCAUCGCCGACGGUAUCGUCGAAUUGAAUGAUAUCACCACCGCCAUUGCGUUUGGAGCACCUGACGCCAAGCCCUCUCCCUUCGGUUUCGCGGUCGAAAUGUUUAAGUUUGAGACUGGGCACGCCAAGUACAAGUCUCUCGAAGGCAUGCUUUUUGUUGGAAGCCAGCGGUUCACACCGCCGAAGGGUGAAACGAUCGGUGUUGAGGUGCGCCUCGCUAGAGUCAUAUCAGGUACUGGGAUGGAGUAAACAUCUACACAGCUGGCUCAAAGUAGGUAUUUGAUCAUAUCCACGGUAUCGAAUGUAAAAUAAUCAACGUCAAU
Hypoxylon trugodes is the source of this 871-nucleotide messenger RNA. RefSeq lists its product as uncharacterized. Lineage: Eukaryota; Fungi; Ascomycota; Sordariomycetes; Xylariales; Hypoxylaceae. The transcript has 4 exons. The record is from RefSeq and is a predicted model, not a curated record. Bases 252 to 797 code for a protein of 181 amino acids.